CAAAAUUUCAUGAGCAACAAUAAACUUCAUUCAACCCACUCUUUUAAGUCUCAACUUAUAAUCUUCAACAUCCAUCUAAAAAAACAUCCAUCUAAACUUCUCUUUCUUUCUUUUUUUUUUAAAAAAAAUGGCUUCUGCAACCACUACAUUUACAUCUACCUCAUUUAACUCUCUCUCCUCCACCACUUUCAACCGCCCACGUCAUUCUCCGGCGUCUUACGUCACUUUCCGGCGACCAACUCCGUCAAUAUCCGCCGUCUACGCCACCGCCACCGCGAAUGAGACGACUUCUGUCGGCGUAGCUUCAUCUUCGGUGAAAACGUCGUCGUUGUACGAGGUUUUGGGGAUCCAAGCUGGUGCGACGGGUAAAGAGAUUAAGGCCGCUUAUAGAAAAUUGGCUAGAGUUCUUCACCCUGAUGUUGUUGCUUGUGCUGUUGCUAAAUCUAAAGAUGCCACGUCAGCUGAUGACUUUAUUAGGGUCCAUGAAGCGUAUGCCACGUUGUCGGAUCCUAAAAAACGGGCGGAUUAUGAUCGGAUGAUGUGGCUUCAAGGUCGUCGUUUGAGUUAUUCUCCUACUUAUUGUACUACUAGUGGGACCACUAAAUAUGGUGGUGGUACGACCUCGUGUUCUGGCUUUUCUGGUUAUACUCGCCGUACUUGGGAAACUGAUCAAUGUUGGUAGGAGUAUGAGUUGCGCGGAAAAAGAUUCUAUUUGGCUGAAUUUUAGCUAGCUAAUAGAAAAAUUACGGGUUUGACAUGAUUGUGAAAAUGUCCCCGUUAAAAUUUAGUCAAAUAGCUUAAGAAAAACUACUAGUUUGUUAGAUAUGUGUACAUAUAUUUGGGAGCUUUGCCCUUAAUUAGCAUUAAAAAAACAUAUAUAUACAUAUAUGUCACUUUAGAUUAUAUUUUAAGAAAAUCGUGUACAUUUGGAUGAAAUUUAGUGUUACGCUAUUAGUUUCGUAUGACAUUUCUUAUAAUAUAUUUCAUCCGUUUUUUAUUA
Messenger RNA from Beta vulgaris subsp. vulgaris (sugar beet), 1000 nucleotides. RefSeq names its product chaperone protein dnaJ 11, chloroplastic. The transcript has a single exon. The record is from RefSeq and is a predicted model, not a curated record. The coding region runs from base 128 to 682 and encodes 184 amino acids. Lineage: Eukaryota; Viridiplantae; Streptophyta; Magnoliopsida; Caryophyllales; Amaranthaceae.